This is a messenger RNA of Ostertagia ostertagi, 762 nucleotides long. The record is from the annotation of a GenBank genome assembly. Lineage: Eukaryota; Metazoa; Nematoda; Chromadorea; Rhabditida; Trichostrongylidae.
UUCAGGAGGAUUCCGAGACAGCGACAAUUUCAAAGUCAGAAAGAAGUGAAGCAUUCGAAGACACCAUGGCCAUCCAUUUAUAUUGCUGGUUGUUGCUCAUUUAUCCAGGCCACUCAAUUCAGUAUCCUUUUCACUUCCAUGUGGCCUUACCUCAUCAAGCUAAAUCCUCAUGCUGUGGAGACGCAAUACGGAUUUAUUGUAGCUAUGUAUAGCUUUGGUCAAUGCAUAUCGGCACCGACAUUUGGCUACUGGAGUAAUCGAAUCGAACAGGUGCGAAUACCUCUUCUAGCGGGUUUUGUCUUUAUGAUGAUUGGCAACUCCACCUACCUUUCGCUGCAAUUUUUCGCCCCAUCCAGUGUUGUAGCAGUGAUGAUGGUAGCCCGAUUCACUACUGGAUCAGGAACAGGAAAUAUGGCACUUCUCAGAGCGUAUGCAUCAACAUCAUCGUUAAAGUCUGAUCGCUCACGUGCUAUAGCUUGUGUGACUACGUUUCAAUUGCUUUUCACACCGCUUGGACCCGAUGGGAUUGAAAUUUUGCCAUUCUAUCGGCUCAGCAUCUAUAAUGCUCCAGCUCUACUUGCGCUGCUAUUUAACAUACUGGGAUUCCUCCUGGUUUUAUGUGUCUUUGAAGAGAAGUACGACGUAUUGAAUUCGGAGGCUGCUAAGGCAACAGAAGGGCUCCCAUCUCCCUGUUUGAUUGCAGUGUCUGUGUGUGUAUUCACGAGACAUGUUCAAAUAUUCUCUACAACGACCAUUGAAACG